UCCAUCUUCCUUCCCCGCCCUUCUUGUCUUCCUCAGCAUACACCCCCCCCUUCUCUCUCUCCCUCUCUCUCUCAAACACAUGAGAGCAGACGAUCGUCCCUUAAUCUCAGGCGUCGAUCCUCCCACAACAGCAACGUCGAUAAUUUCAGCCGUUGAUUCAACCGUCGCCGGACAUGGAGAGCGCACAGAAUUUCUCUCCGCCGCACGUGGACGCAUCUCGGCCGUCGCUGGGGUUCCCGCUCGGCACAGCUCUCCUCCUCCUCAUCAUCUUCAGCCUCUCCGGGAUCUUCUCUUGCUGUUAUCACUGGGAUAAGCACCGAUCUCUCCGCCGCUCCUUGUCCGCCGCCGCCGCCGACAUCGAGUCCUCGCCGUCGAAGCCUAGACCUCUCUUCUCGGAUCCGAAGAAGAACCAGCUGAGCCUACCGGUGUUGAUGCCAGGAGAUGAUACACCGAAGUUCAUAGCGUUGCCGUGUCCAUGCGAGCCGCCGCGGCCGGAGAAUCUCACCGUCAAUGUUCAGAAUCCGCCGCCACCGCCGCCUCCGGUUAAGCCGCCGCGUUUCCUGGUUCCCUUGUAUUAAAUCUUAAGCAGCGAAAAAAAAAUGAAAUUUCCCAUUUUGCCCCGCUUUACAUACGGUUACGGUCCAAAUAUUUUAAUAUGAAAUAUUUUUUGUACU
Messenger RNA from Tarenaya hassleriana, 674 nucleotides. RefSeq lists its product as uncharacterized. The record is from RefSeq and is a predicted model, not a curated record. The transcript has 2 exons. NCBI's taxonomy places the organism in Eukaryota, Viridiplantae, Streptophyta, Magnoliopsida, Brassicales, Cleomaceae. The coding region runs from base 174 to 578 and encodes 134 amino acids.